This is a messenger RNA of Pocillopora meandrina, 31268 nucleotides long. The record is from the annotation of a GenBank genome assembly. NCBI's taxonomy places the organism in Eukaryota, Metazoa, Cnidaria, Anthozoa, Scleractinia, Pocilloporidae.
CAACAGCGUACGAGCUAUUCACGAGGGCUGUCGUCUGCUCGGCUAGUUUUAGAAAUGGCAUCGACCGUUUCAAAUGGCAACGACUGUUCUGAGAAAUGGCAUCGACCGUUUCAAAUGGCAACGACCGUUUACGAAAGGGAAAUUUGCCUCGCCGCCAAAUGGCUUGUUUCGACCGCGUAUCGUUGGGUUUUCUUUUACACUUGUGCCUGUGGCCUUUUCAUCGAGUGGACGGCACCGUUAUUAAUAUUUAUUCAUCUUUAGAGCCGUAUAGUAUUUUAGCUAAUUUAAGUAGACCGGGAUGGACGAAUUACACGCUUGAAGCAUCGAACACCGACGAACACACUACUCUUCUUCAAAUUCUGUCUAUUGUUCAACAAACGGAUUAUUGCGAAUGAUUCGCAAGCCAGACUGCACAUCUCUACUCAAUCAUCGACUUCCAUUUUUUAAUUCAGCAGAGAGGACUCAAAGACCUCUGACUGUGACAAUUUUUGGAAAAAACUGCUGUAGAAAGCUUCAGAGAAAAGUGUCUUGGACCACUUCAGUCGGAACACGUGUGUUUCGAUUGAAAGACUUCAUUCACGAAGAAGAUCAUGCGUCGCUAAGGCUUAGAGAGACACCAUGGAGAAAGUAUUUUAGAUUCGACGCCAAAUCCGAUUAUUUGGUGCUUCGAAAAUCGUUACUUAGACUUCAAGAAAACACUCUGAUAGUGGAGUUGGUAUUUCCGGUUGGUUCUAAGAAUGCGAGUGGAAAUAAACAAGUUAUUGUAGCGCGACUUGAGUUGUUUAUCGAUAAAAACGCAAACAAUUUUGCCAAGAAGGUACGCCGAUUUCAUCGUCGACCAUAGAAAACAGUUCCCCGUUUCUCCAGCUCUCAGUUAAUUGCUAAGGUUAGAGAAAAUCGUUUCGUAGGAACAAGCGUUAUUACGAUUCAAGCACAAGAUACGAACAAUGGGUACGCUGGGAAAAUUAAAUACUCGAUGGAAGUGUCCCAGAAUUUACUCAGUCUGUUGUUAUUUGGGAUCGGUCCUAACACGGGAUUAAUAAAAACGUGAAAAAAAAAAGAGAUCGUGAAAAGAUGCCGACGUACUAUUUUCGUAUCAAAGCCGAAUACGAACAAGAUAGAUCGUUGUAUGCUGAAGCAGAUCUGACCAUGUAUGUCAAUGAUGUAAACGACAACGCGCCGAACUUCGAAUCAUCCUCUGACAGCAAAGUCAUACCAGAGAAUAUUUACCUAUAUCGGAGAGACGGUCCUUGAUGUGCGAGCGCGCGAUUUAGUUACAGGUUCCAAAGCAGAUAGUCGUUACAACAUCAUUAAUAAAAGUGGUGUUUGCAGUGCAUUUGCAAUUGGUCAAAGUAGUGGUUCAAUAACUAUAGACAAACAUCUGGAUUGAGAAACUGUACAGCAAUACUCCCUUACUGUCCGGGAAAGUGAUAGUUCAUCCCCUCCUAAGACAGACCAGGCCACUGUGCGAAUUACUGUUGCUGAUGUCUAUGACUGUGAUCUUCAGUUUUUAAAGAGAAUACUCCAAAAAGAUUCCUGAAAACAUCAAAACAGGGGAGCUAGUUUUGAUUGUAAGUGCAUCAGAUGAGGACCUUGGCACCAAUGGUGAAGUCACCAACAGUUUUAGCAGUGGUAAAGACCAGGAACUUUUUUCUAUCAAUCAUCUUAAUGGUCAGAUCAAAGUAAACAAGAAACUUUAUUAUGAGUACAUUCCAGUGCAUACACUUUUUCUGAUGGCUCAAGACAAAGGCAAAUCGCCAAAUUACAAUGAAACCUCAGUGGAGAUAUAUCUUAUUGAUGUCAAUGACAAUGCACCUCAGUUUGUGAAUUCCGAUUUUCAAGAAAUGGUCUCAGAAUGUUGGAGUGUAGGACACACCUUUAUAUUUGUUACUGCAUUUGAAGCAGAUGAUGGUACAAACAAACAGAUCAUUUACAGAAGUGAGUGCAACCGAUCAUGGUAAUCCUCUAUUUGAAGGAACUGCUAAUGUACAUAUAACAGUAGCAGAUGUAAAUGACAACAAACCAAGAUUUUUACAAGCCAACUAUGAAAAGCCCAUUCUGGAAAAUGUACAGCCUGCAACAGUUUUGGAAGUCUCUGCAGUUGAUGAUGAUGAGGGUUCAAAUAAAGCCAUUAUCUACUCAUUUGCUAAAAAUGGUAAAUAUAUCUAAUUUAUUGUUUGAUAUUUCAUCAUGAGCUACAUGUGUAAGUAACCCUCAAAUAGGGUAAUUUAGUACUAUCAAUUGAGUUGGUAACAUAAAUUGGCCACCAUAAAGAGUUAUAAAGCUGAUGUUUCAGUGUUAGCCCAUUGUCAUGGCUCUGAGAAAGGGCCAAGGCUUGAAACAUUAACCGUAAUUCUUUAAGGUGGCCAAUCUGUACGUUAUCAACUCAGUUGAUAAUAAUGAAUUACCCUGUUACAAUCUUCCACUGACGCAACACCAUAGUUUCUUUAGAAACUUACCCCUCUUAAUCCCCAAAUACUUGCAUGUAGUGCAUAUCAACUGAAUCAGCCCAAUAACAUAUUUCAAUUUCAGGUGUUCAUUUGUAUUUCCCUUUUGUUUUGUAGACAUUUAUAGCUAAGUAAUCCCUAACCCUUUGUUGCGUAACAUCAGUAUACAAGUUCUCCAUACUGUUCUCUAUACAUUUCCAAUGGUGCAAACCCUUUGCUGCUUAACAUCAGUAUACAAGUUCUCCAUACUGUUCUCUAUACAUUUUCAAUGGUACAAACCCUUUGCUGCAUAACAUCAGUAUACAAGUUCUCCAUACUGUUCUCUAUACAUUUUCAAUGGUACAAACCCUUUGCUGCUUAACAUCAGUAUACAAGUUCUCCAUACUGUUCUCUAUACAUUUUCAAUGGUACAAACCCUUUGCUGCUUAACAUCAGUAUACAAGUUCUCCAUACUGUUCUCUAUACAUUUUCAAUGGUACAAACCCUUUGCUGCUUAACAUCAGUAUACAAGUUCUCCAUACUGUUCUCUAUACAUUUUCAACCAACAAGGAGAAUUUGUAGAACAAUGAAGAGUUUCUUGGGUUUGUGAUCAUUUCCUUUAUUCUCAUGACCUCAAUGUUUGAUCCAGAGGUAAAACUGUUGGGAGUAAUUAGAUGUUUAUCAUUCUUAGGGAUUAAAGGGUUAAAGAUGUAAAAUCUGUAGCUUUUUUUUUACAACAUUCCAAAUCUUUUUUACUUAAAAUUCAUGUUAAGCUACACUGUCUAACACUGGUGCAUGUCUAAAAUUUGUUGACGUGUUUUAGCAAGAGUGGGUGAAGAAAAAUCUAAUCAGUGACACUCUUGGCUGCUUCUUGUGUUAAUUUUUUUUUUGUUUUAUUUACAUUUGGACAUCUGCUGUGAUCUGAACAGACCCAUGGCAACAUUGAAUGUGUUUGUUUUUACAUAAUAAUAAAAGCACAAUGUUGUUGGCCCUCUACAGCCUAACAUCAGUAUGCAUAUUCUCCAUACUUUUGUUUAUACAUUUCCUAAGGUGCUGAUAAGGAGAAUUUGAUAAACCAUCAAGAGCUUCUCUUGUUUAUGAUCAUUUCCUUUAUUCUUGUGACCUUAAUGUGUGAUUCUGGGGGAUAUUUUAAGGAGAAAUUAGAUGUUAGUCACUCUUAGGGGUUAAAGGGUUGAUAGGUUUCAAGUACAGGUAUUGAUUAAGCCAUUUAUGAUCGUGUUCUUAUUAAUAUUUUUGGUGGUUGUUGUUGUAUUUUUCAAUACUCAUCUAGGUGAUGGAGGUGGUGCUUUUCAAAUUGAUAGCAAUCAGGGAGUCAUCAGAACUUGAUCAUGAAACAAUUCCCAAAUAUGAACUGACUGUGGUUGCUGCCAACAAAGGCAGACCAUCAAUGAAGUCAACUGUGAAAGUCAAGAUAACACUGGAAGAUGUUCGUGACAGUAAACCAAAAUUUGAAAAGGGUUCGUAUGUAGUGUUUCUUGAUGAAGAUGUGAGAAUGCGUUCCAAUGGAACGAGUGCAAACUAAUUAUAGAUGCCCCUGUGCUACUGACUAUCAAGGAGAAAGUUGCAACACAGGUUUAAACUUGUGCUACUCCAAUCCUUGUGGAAACAAUGGGAAGUGUGUGUGUGUAGAGGAAGGCUACUCUUGUAUAUGCAAUCCAGGAAGAGCUGGUGUAAACUGUGAGAUUGACAUGUCAAAGAGCAAGUGUCCUACAGACUCAAAAGUGACAGAAAAUCAUCUAAAUGCAAAUCCAUGCCAUAGUGAUGGUGGUUGUAAAAAUGUUCUUGGAAGCAGGUUCACCUGUCAGUGCAAAGAUUUGAAUGAAGUUGAUGGGUCACUGUGCCAACUGAAAAGGUGCAGUUUUGAAAAAGGAUCAUUUGUUGCCUUUCCUGGUAAGGAUUUAUUUGUAGUUACAUGUUCUAUAAUUCCUAGAAUAAGCUCUUCUACUUUUAGUAAGCGCCCUUCUAAAACUUGCCACUUCUGCAUGACUGCAUGGGCCACUUGAUACUUAAGUGGACUUUACUCUUUUUUACUGAAUUUGACUGAAUUUCACACAGGAUUGAAAAUGGAUGAAAAACUGACAGAAUUAAGAUACAAUGAAUUUUUGAAUGUUGAGGUUUUUAAAGUUAAGUGCUGGUGUUGUGUAAUGAAUAGAUUAUUAAUAUGGGAGGUGACUUGAAAUCAAACAAGUUAGUCACAUAUACUAUGUUAGAGCAUUGUGUUCCAAUCCAGGUGCUUCUUCUACCUUGUGUUGGGGAUAGAAUUUCAAUUGUUGUGAGGCUUUUUGUGAGUUUAAAUGUAUUGGUUUACUAUCCUUCAUGUAGCUCCUUCUAAAAGGUAAUUUUAUGUUAACCCUUUUCACCCAAACAUCAGUACCCAUAUUCUCCAUACUGUUCUCUGUACAUUUCCUAAGUUAACCCUAUAACUCCCAAGAUCUGAUUGUUAAUUCUCCCCUGUAGUUGCUAUACAUUUCCUUGUAAAUUAGUUACGAGAACUUGGUGCUACAGUAGAUCAGGAUAGCAGCUUCUACCUGAUAAGUUUGAAUUUUCUCAUUACUUGUUUGCUGAAGAAUGUAUGGAUAUUGUGGGGAGAAGUUUUAUGUUAAUCACUUCUGGGAGUUAAAGGGUUUAAAUGACAAAGAGACUGUACAACAAUCAAGAGCUUCUUUAGCUGGUGAUCAUUUCCUUUAUUCUAGGGACUUUAAUGAGUGAUUUAGGUGUGAUAUUGCAAUGAGAAAUUAGAUGCUGGUCACUCUUAGGGGUGAAUGGAUUGUUACUCAAUGGCACUGUUUGUAGUUUGUUUUGAUGUGAUGAUAAUGAUGACGUUAAUUUUUCCUAGCACUGAAACAAAGAUGGCAUUUACACAUACAGAUGGAGUUUGCCACCACUGUGCACAGUGGGCUCUUGCUCCUCAACGGACGGUGUGAUGGAAAACACAACUUUAUUGCCGUGGAGGUGUGGCAAGGACAAGUUUGGUUCAGGUUUUCACUUUUUUCCCACGAAGUUAUUGUUACAUCAAAUGUAAAUGGCAGUGUCAUUGACGGCAAUUGGCAUAAAGUAGAAGUGGCAUUUCAGAACAGGGUAAGAAUCUUUUUUGAAAAAAAAUUUGCGAUAUGAAUUCCAUUUUAUUUGUGUAUAUGCACAUGAAUGUGAAUUACAUUUUAUUUCAUCAAGAACCUUUUAUACCAUGUAAGUCUUCUGUUCAGUUAACCCUUUAACUCCCAAGAUCUGAGUGUCAAUUCUCCCCUGUAGCUGCUGUUCAUUUUCUUUAAAUUAGUUACAAGAAUCUGGUAGAAUCAGAUCAAGAUAACAACUUUGAGUAUUCUCAUUACCUGUGUAAUGGAUAAUGUUUGGAUAUUAUAAUUACAUGUUUGUUACUUGUGGGAGUUGAAGGGUGAAGGAGGCAAUGAGAAAUUCAAUUUAUUUUGUAUCACAGUCUGUUACUUUUUUUCUGGUACUUUACAAUUUGCAAAGUUCUGAACUAGAUGUUACUUUAAAUUUGUAAACUAAACUGACAUGUACCUACAGGUAAAGUGUAAAACUACAGAUUGGAGCUUUUCUAGAGCAAUAUUCACAUAAUGGUUUCAAUAUGUUUAUGAGUGUCCUGUGAUUUUGUGGCUUAAACUUUUUUACUCUAAAGGUUAUAUGUAUUUUUGGUGGCCAAUAGCCUGUAGACAACUCUUGUGUAAUUUGAGGGUAAAUAUGUUAACUUCAGUUGUUAAGAUUCAAGUGUCAAGGGUCAUGUCUCAAACAUAUCUGACCAUUCACAUUACCACGGUAUUUGCUGGUUGCACAAUUGUGUGUUUGGUUGCUCAAUAUCAGGAAAAAAAUGGCUAAAUAUUGUAUUAUUUAUGGAAUUGUUUACUGAUUUGAAGAGUGCAGUUUUGGAGUGGUGUAUGUUACACAAUACUUUUCAUUUGACAUUCCUUACAAUGCAAAAAUUCCAGUCAUUUAAAUUGAUUAGAGAGCCUUAUCUCUUCGAGUUGAAAAUUGUUCUUUUUUUUAAGGAACAAUUUCAUAAAACCACGCACUCAAUCUUGGUUAAAUUUCACUGCAUGGAAGCCAAAACCUGUUAAAAAUCUAAAACAUAUGUUUUCAUCAGUCAUUAAACAAACCACCCAAAAGACAUGAUCAACUUUGGGAUUAUCUGCUUCUCUGUGCUAGUAUUUUGAUAGAUAUUACUCAACUAUUUUAUAGAGCAUCUUAAUUAGGGUAAAACUCUUGACAAAAAACAACACUUACCUGUUUUUCCUCUGUAUCAUCCAUUAAAAAAAAAACAACAACAAUUUCAACAAGACAAAAACAAAAGAACAAACUUGAAAUUUUCAUAUGAAAACAACUACUACCUUCAUUGAUAACCUCUGAACUUAAAAAAAUUCAAAAUGUAAAGGAAUGAAGAUAAAUAAUUCCUUCUCAGAUCAAUAAUCCAAAAAUCAUUUUGGAAGUAUCACAGCUUCUUCAGAGCAACAAGCUGUUUAAGUUUGGAAAAAAACAAACAUACAUACUGAUGUAGACAACUCCUGCAGUGAUAAGCAAUUCAAAAUUUCAACCUGGCACAGCUAUGACAAAAAACUUAGCAUUGAAACAUGUAUGAACGUGCACAACAUGUGCCAAGAUAACCUGUGUUUUAAAUGAUCUUGCCAAACAUUGUAUACAAAUGAACAAAUUGACUACAUAUGGAUAAAAAGUCUUAACCCUUUACACCCUAACAUCAGUAUGCAUAUUCUCCUUACUGUUCUCUAUACAUUUUCUAAGGUGCUGGCAAGGAGAAUUUGUUUAACAAUCAAGAGAUUCUUUAAUUGAUUAUCAUUUCCUUUAUUCUCAUGACCUAAAUGUUUGAUUCAAGGCUGAUAUUGAAAGGAGAAAUUAGAUGCUGGUCACUCUCAGGGAUUAAAGGGUCAAAGAAGGGCAGCAAAAGUAAUAAAAAGGAAGCAAAAGUAAUAAAAGGGAAAAAAGAGAACAAUCUGGGGAUAGCAGUAAACACAUACAGUACAUAUACUUCAGUAUGUAUGAGAGAACAUCAGAAGUGUGAAUCCAAAGGUUGUAAUUUCAACUCUGAGAAUUCAGAGUGCUUUCAGUCUGAGUAUGAAUGCAAUGAUGAAUACAUCAUCUUUCACAUAAAUGAGUGUUCCUGUAAUCUUGAAUAUUUAAAACUAGGAAUCAAAUGAACAUAAAAUAGUUACAGGGUGUGGUCAUGUUACAAUGAUGUUGUGCACAUCAUUUAUUUCAUUCUUUGUGCUAAAAAAUGGCAUUAGUGGGGGCUGGACAAAAAUUGGGACAUAGUCCUGUCUCCCCCUCCAGUUGCUAUUUGUUAUUUAUUGGAGAGAAUUCAAAGUUUCUUGUUUUUCAUUGCAAUAGCGCUGAGUGGUGUGCAAUGAAAAUGCAUGACCUAUAGGUAAUUCAUUGUAUUCUUUCAGAAGUAAUUACAAGUUAAAGUAUAACUUGCAUUGUUUAAAAAAAUGAAAAGGUCGUGGGAAAAGAAUGGGCAUCACACAACAAAGAGUUUGAACUUGUGGGAAAAUACUAAAAUAUAUCAAUCCCUUUUGAAUGUUGUUGAUACUGAAUUUUUAACUUAAAGAAAAGAAAACAAAAAGAUUUUGGAAUUAUUUCUCUUCCGGUGUAGGCAUGGCAAUUACUGGUAGAAACCAAAUAAUCUGCGGCUGAUAAGGGAGAGCCUGGAUAUUCCAAAACUGCAUCACUGUAGAUGUAAAAUCUCAUUGAAAUAACGGUUGUGGACCAUUAAUGUAAAAGAAUGUAGUUGAGCCCAAAAAAACUUUUGGAGGGCAUAAUAUGUAGUAGUGGAGUGCUACUGUUAUCAGUUCUGUACAGAAUCCUAAUCAGAUCAUUGUUUUUCAAACUUGAAUCUUUCAUCUAUGACUGCCUAGUUUUAAUAAUGAAAAUUUUCCAUCUAGGUUUUUCCUUUAUCAUUUCCUUAUUAUGUCUUUGUACAUUGUACAAUUGUAUAACCAGCAUGCCCUCAUCUGAAUAAAGGUAGCCUAGGCCACUUAAAUUUUGUCAGAUAAUUCUACAAAUAAUUUGGCUAAAAAAAAUGAUCUGAUCUAAGAUGCCUGAAGGAUAACUCAACAAACAUCUCAUCUUUCUGCCCUUAAUUCAGUAAGUGACUUUCCUGAGAUGAACCUUUUAAUUAUUAGAAGUGAUUAACAUGUAACUUCUCCCUAUGGUAUCCAUACAUAAUUAUUAGAAGUGAUUAACAUGUAACUUCUCCCUAUGGUAUCCAUACAUAAUUAUUAGAAGUGAUUAACAUGUAACUUCUCCCUAUGGUAUUCAUACAUAAUUAUUAGAAGUGAUUAACAUGUAACUUCUCCCAAUGGUAUCCAUACAUAAUUAUUAGAAGUGAUUAACAUGUAACUUCUCCCUAUGGUAUUCAUACAUAAUUAUUAGAAGUGAUUAACAUGUAACUUCUCCCUAUGGUAUCCAUACAUAAUUAUUAGAAGUGAUUAACAUGUAACUUCUCCCUAUGGUAUUCAUACAUAAUUAUUAGAAGUGAUUAACAUGUAACUUCUCCCUAUGGUAUUCAUACAUAAUUAUUAGAAGUGAUUAACAUGUAACUUCUCCCUAUGGUAUUCAUACAUAAUUAUUAGAAGUGAUUAACAUGUAACUUCUCCCUAUGGUAUCCAUACAUAAUUAUUAGAAGUGAUUAACAUGUAACUUCUCUCUAUGGUAUCCAUACAUAAUUAUUAGAAGUGAUUAACAUGUAACUUCUCCCUAUGGUAUUCAUACAUAAUUAUUAGAAGUGAUUAACAUGUAACUUCUCCCUAUGGUAUCCAUACAUAAUUAUUAGAAGUGAUUAACAUGUAACUUCUCCCUAUGGUAUUCAUACAUAAUUAUUAGAAGUGAUUAACAUGUAACUUCUCCCUAUGGUAUUCAUACAUAAUUAUUAGAAGUGAUUAACAUGUAACUUCUCCCUAUGGUAUUCAUACAUAAUUAUUAGAAGUGAUUAACAUGUAACUUCUCCCUAUGGUAUCCAUACAUAAUUAUUAGAAGUGAUUAACAUGUAACUUCUCUCUAUGGUAUCCAUACAUAAUUAUUAGAAGUGAUUAACAUGUAACUUCUCCCUAUGGUAUUCAUACAUAAUUAUUAGAAGUGAUUAACAUGUAACUUCUCCCUAUGGUAUCCAUACAUAAUUAUUAGAAGUGAUUAACAUGUAACUUCUCCCAAUGGUAUUCAUACAUAAUUAUUAGAAGUGAUUAACAUGUAACUUCUCCCUAUGGUAUCCAUACAUAAUUAUUAGAAGUGAUUAACAUGUAACUUCUCCCUAUGGUAUUCAUACAUAAUUAUUAGAAGUGAUUAACAUGUAACUUCUCCCUAUGGUAUCCAUACAUAAUUAUAAGAAGUGAUUAACAUGUAACUUCUCCCUAUGGUAUUCAUACAUAAUUAUUAGAAGUGAUUAACAUGUAACUUCUCCCUAUGGUAUUCAUACAUAAUUAUUAGAAGUGAUUAACAUGUAACUUCUCUCUAUGGUAUCCAUACAUAAUUAUUAGAAGUGAUUAACAUGUAACUUCUCCCUAUGGUAUUCAUACAUAAUUAUUAGAAGUGAUUAACAUGUAACUUCUCCCAAUGGUAUCCAUACAUAAUUAUUAGAAGUGAUUAACAUGUAACUUCUCCCUAUGGUAUUCAUACAUAAUUAUUAGAAGUGAUUAACAUGUAACUUCUCCCUAUGGUAUUCAUACAUAAUUAUUAGAAGUGAUUAACAUGUAACUUCUCCCAAUGGUAUCCAUACAUAAUUAUUAGAAGUGAUUAACAUGUAACUUCUCCCUAUGGUAUCCAUACAUAAUUAUUAGAAGUGAUUAACAUGUAACUUCUCCCUAUGGUAUCCAUACAUAAUUAUUAGAAGUGAUUAACAUGUAACUUCUCUCUAUGGUAUCCAUACAUAAUUAUUAGAAGUGAUUAACAUGUAACUUCUCCCUAUGGUAUCCAUACAUAAUUAUUAGAAGUGAUUAACAUGUAACUUCUCCCUAUGGUAUCCAUACAUAAUUAUUAGAAGUGAUUAACAUGUAACUUCUCCCUAUGGCAUCCAUACAUAAUUAUUAGAAGUGAUUAACAUGUAACUUCUCCCUAUGGCAUCCAUACAUAAUUAUUAGAAGUGAUUAACAUGUAACUUCUCCCUAUGGUAUCCAUACAUAAUUCUGCAAACAGGUAAUAAGAAUACUCAGACUUAUCAGUUACAGUUGUGUUCUUGAUCUAACACCAACUCCUGGUAACUACAACUGUAAUUUAAAAGGGAAUGUGUAGCAGCAAGAGGGGAGAAUUAACAAUCACAUCUUAGGAGUUAAAGGGUAAACUGCUAUGUACAUAUAUUGGAGGGAUUUGACCUUUCAGCAAGCAACACUUUCAACUUUACCAGUAGUCCUUUAACUCCCAAGAUCUCAUUAGUAAUUCUCCUUACUGUCUGCCAUACAGUUCUUCUGAAGCUAGUUUGGGGAAUUUGGUAAUGGAUCAAGUAAUCCUAAUUAAGAUUUUUUUUUUCAUCAUGUGUCUGCUUGAUAUUGUAUUGAUAUUGUAAGGAGAAAUUCUGUCUUGGUCACUCAUGGGAGUUAAAGGGUUAACCCCCUGUUACAAUCCAGUAUCCCAAGUUAUCUUGUGUUUUACUCUGAUGAUCUCAGAGUUAGUCUUCACUUUAUAUUGAAAAAAAUUAAAACAUACAAGGAUAAGUAACCCUUUUUUGAAGUGUUUUUUACCCAGUAAAUCAUUUUUUUUUCUUUUUUCAGACUGGCAUUAUCAUUGUUGACAACUGUAAACUUGCAGUGGCAGUGAAUUUUGGGACCAAUGCAGCCUUCUUCCCAUGUGCCGCAGCACAGCAACUUCAAAUUAAAGAUGAAUUGGAAAAUUACAGGUACAUUUUUAUGUGAAUGCACACCAUCAGAGAGGCAGAGUAGCUGAGUGCUUAGGGUGCUGGCCAGCUGCUUAGGAUGCUGGCUAGGUGCUUGGGUGCCAGCCAGGUGCUUAGGGCACUUGCCAAGUGCUAAGGGGACUGGCCAAGUGCUUAGGGCGCUGGACUUGAAAUCCGAUGGUCCAAGGUUGUAGUUCUCCACUCAGCUACUUACUGGAUUUGUUUUCAGUUGCCCUGAGUUCCACUCAUUGGCUUUGCUCUGUUUGGCUGCCUUUUACUAGUUGGGAAUCUUAAAAACUGUGUUGAUGUUUAUUUACUAUGUUUACUUCCAAUUUGUUUUUACAUAUAUUGGAGGGAUUUAAGUGUUUUUACCCUUUGACCCUUUCACCUUUACCUGCAACCCUUUAACUCCCAAGAUCUCAUUAAUAAUUCUCCUUACUGUCUGCCAUAUAGUACUUCUGAAGUUAGUUUGGGGAAUUAAAAUUUUUCCUUUUCUUAUCACUUGUCUGCUUGAUAUUAUAUUGAUAUUGUAAGGAGAACUUGUGUCUUGGUCAAUCAUGGGAGUUAAAGGGUUAAUGCCCUGUUAAAAUCCAGUAUCCUAGAGUUAGUCUUCAUUUUAUAUUGAAAAAAUUUAGUUCAUACAAGGGUUAGUGACCCUUUUUCAAAAUGAUUUUUAGUCAGUAAUUCAUUUUUUUUUCUUUGUUUAGACUGGCAUUAUCAUUGUUGACAACUGUAAACUUGCAGUGGCAGUGAAUUUUGGGACCAAAGCAGCCCCCUUCCCAUUUGCUGCAGCACAGCAGCUUCAAAUUAAAGAUGAAUCGGAAAAUUACAGGUACAUUUUUAUGUAAAUGAUAAUUCUUCAUGUCUACUUCCUUUUUAAAUUCUCAAAGUCGUGUAUGGAAUGUUUUCGUGUUUGGAAUAAAAAGCAAACUGCAAAUAGCAACGCUGUGAUCCUUUUUUUUUUUUUAGCUCCUUCGAUCUGACAGGCCCUCUUCUUCUUGGUGGGCUUAUUCAGCUACCAGUUAAAUUCCCAGUCCUCUACAAACAUUUUACUGGCUGCAUCAGAAAUAUUUACAUCAAGUUCUUGGACUUCAGUCAGCCAUUGUACAACAACGGAAUCAGUGCUAAAUGUAAAGCAAUGGGCAACACGUGCGCAUAUAAACCUUGCGAGCGAGGCACGUGUUUUAACAUACUUAGUUCUCGUGGCUGCCCCACUGGGUUUGAUGGAAGUCGCUGUGAAACAGGUAUUGAAUUUUUAUUUACGGAUAUGUUAGUGAACAUUCCUCUCGCACUUACUUUAGUUUGAAGCGUUCGGAAAAGUACAGAAUCUUUUGGAAUCUUUUCAAAUGCUUGGUAUCUAAGAUGCAGACAACAGUUCAUGAGUUGUGCAUGAUAAAAGACACCUUAUGAGCAUUUAAAUGUAUGCGGUUCCUUGUUAUGAGAAAUGUAUCGUCGAGUUUGUCUGGUUUAGUGGAUCUUCAAUUAAUAAAUGCACGUACUUAAUCACUGGUAUUUUCGCCUUGAAUUAUCGAUCCAUACCAGAUUUUGACCCGACAGUUUUGAGAAAAGAGCGAAAAAUCAGUUUUUCUGUACAUUUGACGAAGAUCUGCCGGUUUCAAAAACCCUGUGAACAAUCCUCAGAGUUGAAAGAUUCCCUUCCUUAACGUUAAGGGCCGAGUUCCUCAAAUACUGUCUUCUGUUGUGUCAGCAAUUUCUGUUUCUUAACCUUUUCACUGCCAAGAUAUCAUUGUUAAUUCUCCUUACUGUCUGUCAUACAAUUCUUAUGAUGUUAGUUUUGAGAAUUUAGUAUUGGAUCAAUUCAUAAUUCUGUAAUUGAUAUUUUUCUUUAUUCUCGUCGCUUGUCCGCUUGUCUACAAUUCUUACAAUAUUAGUUCAGAAAAUUUAGUAUUGGAUCAACUAAUUAUUCCCAAAUUGAUGUUUUUCUUUAUUCUCAUCGCUUAUCUGGUUGAUGUUGUAUUAAUUUUGUAAGGAUAAAUACUGUCAUGGUUACUCAUGGGAAUUUAAGGGUUAAAUUGGAGAGAAAUUAUCCAGGACUCCAGUUAGCGUUGAUUUUCUGGGAGUCACGUUACCCUAAAAUACCCCAACUAAGGAGAACGUCAAUUUCUUAUCACGAGUUCUUAUAUGGAAACCAUUCAUACAAACUUCCUCGUUCAACAGGUGUGAAAUACACUGAAAGAUUCUCAGGACAGAGUUUUAAGAGGGUGCCUGCUUAUUCAAAGGUCAAUCUUCAAUCUUCUUUAUAUGAGGAGACACUAACCUCCCUCUUUCCCUAUCCGUAGGGAUUUUUGUCGGGAGCACUGAGAUCAACAUGAACUCUGGAGUCAAUCACAAAACAGCAUCCAUCUGGUUGUGAAGAGAAAAUGGGAAGCCACUGCUCAUCGAACCCUUGUCCAGACUACAGCACGUGUCAAGAGGAAUUCGACUCUCACAAAUGCACAUGUUCUGCAGGUUGCGUUGGUAAACACUGCGUGCGCGUAUGUUCUCUUAAGCCGUGCCGACAUGGCAAAUGUGAUAGUUCAAACCAUGGAAAGGGAUUCUGAUGUGUUUGUCCUCAACAGUACACUGGUUAGUGGAUUUUUUUUUUUUUUUUUAAAUAAAAAAAAUUUCAAUGAUUUGCGGGCGCACUGGUACUGGUGAUUAGGCGCGAACUUGUUGUGGGGCGAAUUCACCAGUUAACGAUAUGCAACACAAAUCUCUCACUGUUGAACUUAAGAUUCACUUAAACUUAGAGUUUGAAUGUUUUGUAUAAUUUCUUAAGGGAAUUCUGUGAGGUUUGCAUGGAGAUACCCUGUCGAGAUAAGUACUUUGGUGCUUCAAGUAUAGGCGUCUGUGGUCCGUGUAAAUGUGAAGUGGGGAUGAAUCUGAGUCCAGUUUGUAACAAGUCUACAGGAGAGUGCUACUGUAAUGUAAGUACCAAAUAGAAGAAGCUUAUCAGAUGAAGUUUACUAAAACCGUGGAAAGUUACGAGAGUCUAAACCAGGGGAGAAAACUAGAGCAGUUUUUGUUUUUCCAUAUGAAGUCAGGAGAACGAGGGAAAAAUCAAUGGGGGAAAAAGCGAUAAUGCAGAAAACAAAUGAACAAAUAAAGACUCCUUAAUCUACCAUUAUGGACUAUGGACGAGCGGGAAAGGAGAAUUGUUUUCAGUCUGGGGGGACAUAAAGUUUUUGUGUGUGUGCUUUUAUAUUUCCUCGAAAAGAACAGGUUUUUAUACCGAUUUGUUUGCGAUUUGCAUCAUUCUUUAUAAGAUUGGUAUGGGAAACAGGGCAGAAAAGUGCAUUGUAGGGGCGAUGUGUCUGAAAGAAAGCCACUGAAUGGUUCUCUUGUGGUCUUGCAUUUUUCGUCGCCUGUAAACCGCGCCUACUGCUCUAGAAUUCAGUUCUGAAUCUAAUGUGUCUUUCAUUCACUUGUUACGCAACUGGUAAUCGGUGCUUUUUUUAAAAUUUUUACUCGUUUUGUUUUUGUCCAGGCGAAGCACUAUCGAAAGAUUGUAAGCUAUACAUUCUCGGGUGCCCCUCUGUUUAGUGAUGGCUGUUUUAGAUGUGACUGUGAAGAGAUUGGUAGUACUUGUGAUCAGUGUGCUGCAGAGAAUGGCCAGUGCCCUUGUCUUAAAGGCCGAAGGGGAGGGAAGAAUGUGGUCGGGAGGCGUUGUAAUCAGUGCGAAGACAAACAGGGUCAGAUUGUGAGUGGUGGAGGCUGUGUGGGUAAGUGAGAUUUUACGUAACUUGAACGCGUUGCAAACGCGGUGAAAAUGCGUUUGUAUGCGUAUUUAAUGCGUUUUAAAUGGGUUGCGUUGUGCGUGUAAGGUGUUGACAGUGCCUAUGAAACACGCUUCAACCCGUUCAAAACGCGUCUUUAUUGCAGGUGAAAUGCGUUUGCACGCGUUUAAAACAGGCGCAUAGACAUGCAUUAACUCCACUGCAGAGAAACAGAUCUUUUUCAGUCUUGUCAAAUAGGGAAGAAUCCCCAUUUUUCCAAUUUCCUACUUGGAAAAGGAAAUUGGUUGAAUUGUCAGAAAGUCGUGUGUUUGGUAACAUUUCUUUCAUGAGAAAAGAAAGUUAAUUUUAAUUCCUCUUUUCGAGAGUUUUUUAGAAACAGUUUGCACGAGAAAUCGUGAGUCUUCUGUACACAUAACUAACAACGAUUUGCAUUUGUUAAAUUAUUAUUGUUAGUAUUAUUACUAUUACUAUUAUUGCUAUUAUCAUAAUUAUAUUAUUAGUGAGUAGCGUAAGCGUUAGUGUAAUUAACUUUGUAUUUGUUUGUAUUACUCUAGUAUUUGUGCUUUAAGUGAAAAAAAAAAAAAUGUGUUUAAAAAAAAAAAAAAAAAAAUUAUAUUAUUUCACCACAUGAAAGGAAGAUAUCUCGAACAGCAUUCGUAAUGUUACCUCUUUUUAUUUAUUUAUCUACGUAUGAUUUGUUUAUUAAAACCGGGAAAUGAGGAACUCUAGAAUUAAUUUUAUUUGUUUGUUUUUAAUAGUUAUUAACACAUCAUGUCCAAGAGCAUUUGCUGAGGAAAUAUGUUGGAAGAAAGCCGCGUUUGGGACAACAGCAAAAGAAAAAUGCCCAUUCGGAUCAUCGGGUUUGUGUUUUGAUUAACUUAACUUUUUUUGAAAAUUUUGUGAUCUCAGCAUCUAUGCCGACGUUUUUUUAAACUUGUUGAUGAAAUGUUGUAUAAGAAGGUAAUUGUUUAUAUCUUGUUAUAUCUAUGUUAAACCAUACAAUUUCUAGUUUUAGUUUUUCUCGUAGUCAGUCGUUUUGCCGAUUAGUCAUUAUUUUAUAUAUGUAUUUGUACUGCUUUGAAGGCCGUAAGUUAGAUAAAUCAUUGGGUUAAUUUCGUCAACUUCGUUAAAUAAAGAAUAUUGUAUUGUAUUGUAUUGUAAACUCAAGUACGUGAACGAAAUCCUGCGAGCGCUUCUUUGAUGUGUUACUAAACAAGGAAUUUACCACUGUUAAGUCAGUGAAUAAAACCAAGUUACAUGAUAUUCACGAACUUUUGAGCAGUUACACUGAAAAUAACAUUAUUAGCGCCAGACUUCCGGCAAAUCUCUGAGGCGUGUCAAAUUUUCCCGCCGGUGGAAAAACGCGCGUCCUGCAGCGCUGAUCAUGAAGGCGUGCUCGAAAGCUAGGUUUUCACGUGAGAAGCUAGAUUUGGAGUCUGUGCUUUAAACACGAGUGUGGGUGAUGAUUCAGAUGAGAGUAACUUAGCAGCACAAGCCUGCAGUAAUGUUUAAUGUUCUGCACAACUUGUGUAGUUUUAACUCCCAAGUUCGCGGGUUCAACCGCAAUCAGAUCACUUGAGAUCACUGAAGAGAAAGUUUGUGAUUAAUGCUUUUCUUUCGUUCUGCUGAGUCAUGCUUUGUCGAUAUCUUGUUAUUAAUUUACGUUAUCAGCUCAGUUGAUAAUAUUAAAUUACCCUUGUGUCUUUUCUAGUUAAAAAAUUUGACGUCUGGAACGUCGACUGGAAGCCAGAUUUCGCCCUUGGUAUAUAUAUAGGACAGCAGUUAGAUCUUGCCAUCACGUUAUCCCCUCAACUGUACGCCAGAGACAUAGAAAUCGCACUGACGAUUAUCACCACUCUGUUUGGAUACGAGAGUCAACAAAACUCCAGCACGCUUGUUUCAGCCAAGACCAAGGAGUUUGCGAAGGUGCGAAAGUUAUAGAAAUUUAUUGCAGAAACCGCAUAAUUUCCAUCUCAGUCAUUUUAAAGUAAAGAUAUAGUACUUACCGCAGUUUGAGCAUCCAAGGGGAUUGUAUUCUCCGAGUAGUUGUCUUAAAAUGAGCAGAAUAUUCGCCAUAGUGGCCGCCGCCGACUUCAGCUCAUUUGGCGGGAAUCGAAACGCUUGCACCUCAAGCAACGAUCCCGUCAUGCCUAGCUCUUAACUCUUUGACCCCUAAGAAUGACUAGCAUCUAAUUUCUCCCUGUGAUAUCAUCCCUGAAUCAAAUAUUACGGUCACGAGAAUGAAGGAAAUGAUCACCAGUUAAGGAAGCUCUUGAUAGUUUAACAAAUUCUCCUUGUCAGGACCUUUGGAAAGGUAAAGAGAACAGUAUAGAGAUUAUGCAUACUGAUCGUAGGGUGCAUAGGGUAAACUGUACAAACAUUGCCUGAACUUUUGCCACUUUCAAAGGCAGACCUCCUCGCGUGAGGAAGACCUGUUGAAUCGGGAAACGCGUUCACUGCCUUAUCUGUGUAAAAAGUUUUGGUGGCGGAGAUAAUAGUUUUAUGGUGUCUAAAUUUCCUAUUUCUUGCCAAGUCACAAGAAACCCACAGUCAAGAAGUGAAAUUGUGACUAAGAGAGCUGUUUCGAAAGGAUGACGUGACACAACGUAAAAAUUUUUAGGACGGGAAAAUCCACUUUUAAUUCAAGUGUGCAGCUGCGAAUGUGCAGAGGAAGUUCACUGGUCAAUUUUUUCACCCUGAAGAGUGACUAGCAUUUACUUUUUCCUUACAAUAUCAGCCCUGAAUGACAAAAUAAGGUCAUGAGAAUAAUGGAAAUGAUCAACAACUACAGAAGCUCAGGAUCGUUGAACCAAUUCUCCUUGUUGGCACCUUAGGAAUUGUAUACUGCGUCUCUCAAGAACAACAACUCAAGUAAUUAUUUGAUAUGAUCCACAGGUCCUUCUUCAGUCAGCCAGUACGCUGUUUAGCUCCGAUAACAAAGAUGUGUGGGAAGACGUUCAACAGGUAAUAAUUAUUGGAUCAGUAUCUGAGCAAGUCUGCACCUACCCCUCCCCUAACCCCAGAACAGUCAACCAAUAACAAAUUAGUGUUAUUUUUGGGCUAGGGGAGGGGUAGGUGCGCAGUUGUGCAGGUCCUGAUAUAAAUCUGAAUUAUUUUUGCCGUUAUUUUAUUUUUUGCAAGUAAUCCACGGUCGAUUUGUCGCCGGUUUUUAUUUCGCUAUGCUCUCCACUUGGCUUGUGAAACUCACGCCCUUUCGGCCAUUCGUAUUACUGCAAACAGAAGCCAAUAACGAGUUUUUAACCGUGAUCAUCAUACUUGUUCGGAAAGCGCGCUUCUACUGGGAUAUUUUCAGAUGUUUGUGGUCAUUCGUUGACUUGCACAAACUGUUGUCAUGCGCAAUCCAUAGCAAACAUUGGCAGACAUUAGCUACCAAGACGCAAUUAUUAAUGGCCAAUCGUCACAAAAGAACACAAAAUUUCUCCGAGAACGCAAAAAAAAAGAACACAAAAUUUCGGCCGAGCAUCAAAAAGCACACAAAAUUUCUCUUCAAAUUCAUUUGAAUAUUUUUCCUAGAAACACAUGACCAGUGGAUUGUGAGCACCUUGUUUAUACCGACACUAGCUCGGAGGCACUGGCAGUGAGGUCAAGAGUUUUGUAAGGCGAUUUUUGGGAGCAGUAGAUAUUUUUAUGUACACUUACUCUACUAUUACCUUCCGUUGGCCGUAUAAGCCUCUUAUCUUGACUGCUGUUUCCUUUCAACUUGACAGCAAUCCGCAGGGACAGCGGCACUGUUAAAACAGAUGGAAAACUUCAGCGGAAACUUAGCCAGAGGUCUACCGUACUUAAAACGAGACUCGCGCAGAUACAGGCCCUCUACCGAAAGCAUUCUGCCACCGUACACGAUUAUUACUCCCAAUAUAGGUAAGAAAUCUAUUUUGUUGAGUUUGCUGUGUGUAACAGGGCUGUGUCGCAUUUUGAGGUAAUUUUAGUACUUACUUGUCGGGGAAUUUCUCUGCUCUGUCUCAGAAGUGACUGAAAUGUUCCAAACAAUAUCACUGCAUUUUUUGGAAUUUGAAAUUAUGAAAGACAGAUGAUGUCAAUAGAGAUUUCUGAUCAUUUUGAGGAUUUUAUUUGUGGUGUUUGGGUUAAGAAGCGCACGGUAGCUAUUAUCAGACAUUUAUGAAAUAUUCCUAAACGGCAUUUAACGCUAGAGAAUAUUUUAAUGUUCCUGCAACAACACUUGGUCCUGAUCUUGAUCCUGAACAUGCGCACGAAUGAUACUUAAAAGAAAGGUUUACAUCAAUCACCACCCCAACAUGCGUAAUAUUGUCCUGUCUUAUAUAUGCGAAAAUCGUAGAAGCCUAUUUUUAGAAUACCGUAACUGCGCCUUUUUAUUAGUGUUCCACAAACUAUGGAAACUGUUUGGGAUUAACCAAGUAGACGCUUUCGUUGUAAACAAACGGUUGCUUUCACUUGCUAAUAUCCACGCUUUGUUCUUCAUGUCAAAGGAUUCUCUGGAUUAUCGUACCCCGCGAGAACAGACCUUUACAGCGACUCUCCUUAUAAAAUUUGGCGUAAUAUCUCUAAUAGAAUUUACCUUCCUAAACCUUUCUUUCGUGGAAAAGGUAAGUCGUGAAUUUGACGUAACUUGCAUAACAAGUACCUGGGUUUAUGCUCGAGCACGGUUUUGCGGGUCGCCACUAGUCGCAAAAAAAUUGCCUCAUAAAAGGGAAGUUUAAAUGUCAAAUGAGGCGCUAAAAAUUGUGCCGAAGGAUAAUUCUAUUUUGUAAGAGCUACUUUAUAAAGUAUUCGCAGACAUAACUUGCCAGAAGACUGAUACGGCAUCUGUUCUGUAAAACUCAGUUCGAGCUUACUAACCCUUUCCUUGGUAAAGGGCCUCCCUAAAACUAAAGAAGGGGGCCUGCCAGGCCUUCGUGGGUAGUUACUAGAAUAAACCGUGAAACAGCAAAAUUAAUGCGCGUUUGGAUUCCGCGCGCGCGCACGCGAGGAUAAAAAGGAUAUUUAGGAGAGCUGGCAAACAAUAGUAAAAAAGAGAGGCGGAUUUGAACAAUUUUAAGAUUGUUUGAAUAUUUUUUUGCAAUGAUUAUGAUAAUGUUGUGAGUGACAGCUCUUUAAGAGAUCUAAAUAUUUUUUUAUUUAAUUUUGUUUCAGAUGUGGAAGACAACAUAGGAGUUGGCUUCAUGAUCAUCAGAAAUAUCGGAGAUUUAUUACCCAAAGCACUAAAUGCACUAAAUGCAUCGAAAGUACGUUUGGAUAGAAUUUUUAAACAAUUUUGGUUUUUCCCCCUAGUAUUUAGAAGAGACUAUUUCGUGGUUAGACUACGAGCAGUCCUUGCCUUGAAGCGAAGUCUGUCGCACGAGUUAAAAGAAAUUGAGGAAAGAAAAGAAAUUGAUGUAAGCACACCACGUUGAAUUUUGGGUGUGAGGGGCGAUAACCCCUUUUUUUUUCCCCACGGAAUUUAUUUUAAUCGUGCGACGGACUGCACCGAGAAGAAGGGACUGCUGGUAGUGUAUAUUGUGGUUUGAUUGAGAAAUGGAAUAUGUGCUAGAAAUAAUUAAAAGCAGUUUACGAUUUGCUCUAACUGCUUUUGUUUGUCUUUUUUUUAUUUUUUAUAAAACUCAUAUAUUGAUUUAUUUUAAGCGAGCCACGCUGUAGUUUGUGAGUGUUAUAAGCAUAAAUGAUUUCCAAGUUUGACAUCUGCAGUUCCUGUUAACCCUUUAACUUCCACGAGUGACGAGGGUAGAAUUUCUCCUUACAAUAUCAAUACAAUAUCAAGCAGACAAGUGACGAGAUUAAAGAAAAUAUAAAUUCAGGGAUUAUUAGUUGAUCCAAUACCCAAUUCUCCGAACUAGCAUCGUAGGAAUUGUAUGGCAGACAGUAAGGAGAAUUACUACUGAGAUCUUGGAAGUACAAGGUUAAUCUUCUUCAGGCUUAGCUCUCCUUAUUUCUUCCUUGUUUGAUGUAAUCUCUGAAAACUAUUUUUCUCCCCAAUGUGUAUAUUCUGUGUUUUUUAUCAGCAAAAGCGAGGCGAAUUAUCCUCGCAUUGCCUCAUGAGGAUUUUUAUGAUAUAAUCAAGGUCCCUUUUUUUUUUUACAGCGACUCGAAGUACAACGUUGAAGUCAGCUCUGAUGUCGUCUCUGUCAAGUUACCUCAGAUGGAAAUGGCUCCCUUAACAUAUCCUGCCCGCAUUGCCUUUACCAACAGACUUGUAAGUUGUUAUUCGUUACUAAUUUUAGCUAGGAUUUGUUUAAGAAACUAACCGAAGAAUGUUUAAGUUGUCUUCUCUUAAAUCAGCCUGGUUUACCAUGUGAUUAAUUCAACUGCUUGUCAUGUUGGUUUAUUUGUCAUCUUUCCUUUCUGUUAGGUGAAUCGAUCGUCUUACAUUUGUGUGCACUGGAAUUAUUCAGUACCGUGAGUAUAAUAAUGAAUAGCUUUAAUUUUAUGUUGUUGCAUACUCUCGAAUUUACCAUAGAGACACUUGUUUAGUCGCGCCGCUUUCGGGCCUGUGUACUCAUUUUCGUUCCGAGUUGUCGUGAGCGGGAGAACAUGGUAACCUAGAAACCGCCAAUCGGAGACACUACAAGAGCUGCACGUCGUCGUUAUGGCAAAAAACCGCUAUAAAAUAUACUAUAAUCGAAUAUGACUUGUAGAGGUACUUUUGGUUGACGUCUUUUGCCAUCAUUACGAAAAACAUUGGCUAUGCUUCAACUUCCGAACGGUUUUCCAUAUACAAGAGCGAUACUGGCGUUUGCUAAGAUGUAGCUUCUUCGCUCUUGCGAUCUAAGGAUCCAGACAACCAUUCGUCAUUUGCCCUACUGUUUCUUUGAGGAUACCCACACCACAAAAAAGCUGCCCUUUAGUUUAAGAACGCUUACUUUGCAUCCCAAUGUGCAAGGUUAAACUUUGCAUACAAAAAGACUCUUAAUUCAUGAUUACGUCAACUAGCAUUAAAGGAGUAUUUCGAUAUUCUACAUGGUAGUCUAUAGUGAGACUACUGCAAAAAUUCCACUACAGACACAAUGAAAACAGUUAUUCAGGAACCAGAAGACGCGUUGUGAUUGCUAAGCCUGCCUAUUGUUUUUCGUUACCAUAGAGACACGCGUGGUGGUGGUUGGUCACGUUACGGGUGUAAAUCAGUAAAGUCCAGUAGAACUCACACAGUUUGCUCUUGCACUCACCUAACGGCUCUUGCAGUCCUGUCAGACUUAAAUCUUCAGGUGAGGUUGAUGAUUGUGAAGCUGUUACAACAAAAACCAACAGCAACAACUUUACUACCUUGUUUUCAGAAGGCAUGCAUUUACAAUUACGGUGGUUACCAUAACAGCUAAAUAUCUAAUCUGGUCGAGUACCAUGAUACAUAUUUAGAAUUGAGUUGUUGGCAGUAGAUUGUAAAUAAGAAAGGAAAGAGAAAGAGCUGCAAGAUAAAGAUAUAUAACCCUUUAACUCCCAGACGUGAUUAACAUGCAACUUCUCCCUAUAAGAUCCAUACAUUAUCCACCAACAGGUAAUGAGAAUACCUCAACUUAUCAUGGAGUAGUUUGAUCUUGAUCUAACACCAAAUUCUCGUAACUUAUUUAUAAGAAAACUGUAUCAGCCAGAGGGGAGAAUAAACAUUCAGAUCCUGGGAGUCAAAGGGUCAACUUAAAGAUAAAGAAAUUAAAUUAAAUUAAUAAGUACCGGGUAGAAAGCUUUGAAGGAUAUCUUUUUCGUAUGGAUUAUUAGUUAACCCUUGAACUCCCAGAUUAAAUUUGUAAUUCUCCUUACUGUCAACCAUUCAAUUCUUAUAAUGUUAGUUCAGAGAAUUUAGUAUUGGAUCAACUAAUUAUCCCCAAAUUGAUCUUUUUCUUUAUUCUUAUCACUUAUCUGGUUGAUAUGGUAUUCAUAUUGUAAGGAGAAAUUCUGUCCUGGUCACUCAUGGGAGUUAAAGGGUUAAUUUAUUUUGAGGUCUGUAUGAGGGUCAAUCUCACUUUUUCCUUUAGAGGAGGUUGUUUCAGUUUCCAAACUAUUCCAACGGGAAGGCGAAUGUAAAAUUGUCAAUAAUUAGUUCGAAAAAAAGUGUUAUAACUGGUAGAUCUAUCAGAGUCUAAAUCUAGUUUUAUUGAGAACAUACAUUGGAAAAAAAAUGAUCCAAAUGAUCCAGGGAGAAGAUUGAAAUAAAAUUGGUUCAUAAAUUGAGAAUCGUGAAAGAAAACUAAGUCAACUUGUUUAAGUUGUUGUUGUUGUUGUAUUUUUGAGAGAGGAGGCAUGUUGUUGCAGUGUCACAAGUAAUUUUCUUUUUUUUUCUUUUUUUAUCAGUAUCGCGAGCAAGCAGCCUUUGCCAUGCGUUUGGUGACGUACAUUGGUAUAUCAGUGUCCCUUGUUCUGUUACUGACAGUUUUUAUACUAUUCUUGUGUCUAAGGUAAUUUUUAUUUGAUUUUCGUCAUUUUACUAACCUGGCCUUCUCACAACGGUGGUAAGAAAUUAUGGAAAUAUUCCAUAUCAUGAUCUCUUCUCCCAUGGACACUUCUAAUACAAAAUUGAACAAUACAAUAUUGAGCCCACGCACUUCUCGUAAGCGUAGAUAGCGGAACUCUUAGUGUUGUGGUGUGGUGUUGUUUUCCAAAAAUUCUUAAAUUGGGGGCAUCUGCAAAAUUCCCUUUCAAAAAAAAUGGAAGCUGUUAAAUGCAGUCCGGUAAAAGUCCGCUGCAAAAUGUUGUUGAGCAUACUCUUAUAGAGGAUGCGCCGUAUAAAUGCAUCAUUAUCAGUAACAUCACUGUUUUGUUUUUACAGCAAUCUGAAGAGCAACUCGAUAACAAUUCAUAAGAACCUUAUUGUGGCGGUCUUCGUCGCGGAGCUGACGUUCCUCUUGGGAAGCAGCAGAACGGCAGAUCAGGUUGGGUUAAAUAUAGGGCCAACUUAUGUUUACAGCAGGGUGAUUUAGUAUUAUCAACUCAAUUAUUAUCAACUAAAUUGAUAACGUAAUUUGGUCACCGUAAAGAGUUUCAAAGCUAGCUUUGAAAAACGACAGCGUUCACUCCAUGGAUACUUUUACGCACGUAAACGUCUACUUCAACUAUGGUUUUUUUUUUGAAACGCGUGUUCAUUAGUGCGGGCAAAAACGCAACAUUGGAAAUCUAGCUUUAGCUUUCUUUAAAACAUAUUAGUUUGGCUUCUGAUCUUACGACGUUGCUUUUAUUUUUGUUUCAUUGCAGAGAUUGUGUCAGUUGAUCGCCAUCAUGCUGCAUUAUUUCUUCAGCGCCUCUUUCUCGUGGAUGUUCGUCGAAGGUCUGCACAUGUAUCGCAGGCUCAGAGAAUAGAGGAAUAUAGACACUGGCAAAAUGUCCUUCUAUUUCUUCAUGGGGUGGGGUAAGUGGUAUGAAUGUUGUCCAACAGGGAAUGUAUGGUGUCAAUCCUUUGAAGUGACUAACCCUUAAAUUCUCCCUCUAACAUCCCUACAUUAUCCAGCAAACAGGAAGUGAGAAUAUCCAAAUUAUCAGGUAGAGGUUGUUAUCUUGAUCCAACACCAAAUAAUUGGGACUUAUUUACAAGGAAAUGUAAAGCAACUGGAGGAGAGAAUUAACAAUCACAUCGUGGGAGUAAAUAGGUUAAAUUUCGUGAGUUGUAAGCAGGAAUUUUUCGUAAAAAAAAAAAAAAAACGGAGGAGGGGGGAUGGAAGAGGAAUGAUUGGUACAAGAUGCCUACCAAAAGUUACAUUUUUAAAAUAUACGCUCGCCAUCACCUAUUUGAAGAUAAGUUUGCUUUUGAAAAUUAAUGCUUUCAAAUAAUAAUUAUAAAACAUAAUAAAACACGGAUUUCUGUGCAACGAGUGUGGUUUUUUUUUUGUCUCAGGAUGUCCCGCUAUUGUGGUCGAAGUUUCCAAUGCCUUAGCGAACGAGGGCUACGGAAACCAGAGAUUGUAAGUAAACUUACGGGUAUGGUCGCUGUAGAACUUUUUACUAGUCUCCGUAAACAGUUUGUUUGUACUUUUAACAUUCUUAAACCAAGCAAUAGAUAGUGACAGUUCCCACUAAUUUCGCGACAUUUGACCGUUUUUUAUUACUUUUCAGCUGCUGGAUGUCGAAAAAUGGAACACUUAUCUGGACCUUUACGAUUCAGAUCAUCAUCAUUGUCGCGGUAAGUAGCUUCACGAAUGAUCCCACUCCUGAUAUUAACGGCAAACCAAGAGGUAAAUCUCUUGUGGUAAAGUGAUUAUCAAUUGAAUUAAAAAUCUUUCAAAAAACAUCCAGUGACAUCUCUAGGAAGCUGGUCUCAUUCCCGUUCUCCUUACAACAUCAUCACGAUAUGAAGCAGGGCGGUGAUGAGAAAAAAAGAAAAAGUAUAUCAACUAGGCGAUUAUUACUCGAUCCAAUACCAAAUUCUCCGAACUAACAUCAUUAGAAUUGUCUUACAAAUGAGAAGGGUUAAUGUCAACCGUCCACUUUUCACCCGUUCUUCCUCAUCUAGUUUUCCCAUCCUCCUCUCCACUUAUAAUUUCGUUGCAGAUACUGUGUUGAUGAACGGUGGGCCCGUUUUAUUUAUAUUUCGUUUUGUGACUUAGUGUUUGCCUCAGUGGCAUUCUUUGGCGCAGUUGACAUGCAUGUUGCUGUGGCAAACAAGACAAACAACUACAUAGAGAUGACGGUCUGAAAUUGUUCAUAUUUAUACACAAAUUUUGCAUUUGUGGAAUGGUGCGGUAUUUGUAUACCUUUACAUUGAUUGAUUUAGUAUGUCAUGUUUUUCAUUGAUUUUCUUUUUAUCAUCUUAGCUCAACACACUCGUCUUUAUCAUGGCGCUGUUCAUUUCACUUCAAAAACAAUCAAGGAGACGUCGCCCGCAUCAUCACCAUUACCAUGGCGACGAACAAUCUAACUUGACGUAAGAUAGCACUUUUGACUGAUACAUGAGCGUAUCAAUCGUCUCUUGCUAAAGCUUGGUUUUCACAAGCGACGCAAGCAUAAACACAAGCAUAACAGCUCAGAGAAGCAAGCAAGAAUAUAGCGCAAAACCGCUUUAUUUUCCGUAGCAGUGUAACGAGUCGGUUCACCACAGACAACAGUAUCACGGAUACUAUAGGAGAUGAAGAUACCAGUGCACCAGGUGUGUGUUUGAAAUGGAAUUUCUCUCAAAUGUGCUCUAUACAUUCUGCUCAGUCCAAGUAAUGAGAAAGUGGUUUUAAAUAAAUUACAGUGACUUCUAGUCGGCUUCUAUACCCUAGAGACCGAAGAAAAGUGCCCCCUUCUAAAUCCCCUUAUUUUUUUCUUCAAUGAAGACCAGAUUUGUGCCCUACGAAGCCAAGUUUUCUUUAAUUACAGUCGUCCUACAAGAAAUGUUCCUUUGCAAUUCAAUUCGGUGGGGAGAAAAGAAGAAUCACCUAGAAAGUAAAUACAAGACUUAAAACACAAAAGCAAUCAGAAGCAAUCUCAACCAACAAUCAUACCUGGAGCCAGGCUAACUGGUUUAGCGCAGAAGGGGCCGGGCAUUGAUUGCUUGAUAGUGGAAUUUAUCAUUGCUUUUUUUCAAGGAACCAACUCCUCUGAACCAUUUAGGAAUGACUUAUGGCUUGCAGAAACUGUACAUUCUGUUUGUUUGUUUGUUUGUUUGUGUCGUCCAAGUCUUUCAUUUCGCUCAGCGAAAAUACGUUGUAAUGGAGUUAUUCCUCAUUUCUGGGAACUAAUUUUUGUUUGGUUGUUCAAAUUUUUUAGAUGGAAAAUCGCGAAAGGCCAAGUACCCUGAUAAUCCUGAACUCGGUAAGUCGUUUACAAUGCGUAAACUCAAACAUUUCUAUGUUUAAACUCCUUUGUAGUCAAUAUUUUGAUGGUCACGAAACGAAGAGGAAAAUAAGGGUGAUAUUACUUCGUCACGCAAUAUUGUUGUGCAGCGAAACAUCUGUAACACAUCUUUGGUACAGUCAGUUAAAGGCUAACAGUCUUGUGAGUAUAUAUAGAGUGGGUAGCAUUAUAGACGCACUCUGAUUGGCUACUCAAACUCCAAAUAUCCCUUGCUAAUCACCUCCGAGCAACGCGCGCGCGAUUUGCGCCCGGAAAGAUGGUAAUCGUUGCAGGAAGAAAUGCGUUCGGGUUUUUACCUAAUUAAUUAUGCAAAAAAUACAGUAAAAUUGACCAAUUUUAAUGUGCUAGUGCUGAAGGAAGAUUUUUCGUAAGAAAUCGGUGGUGUUUUUACUUCAAAAUAUAAUUCAUUUGAUUUUUAUUUGUGGCACUUUUAGGAGCUUUGGUGUAAUUUUAAAAUUUACAUGAUUUUUUAACAAAGUACUCUCAAACGCUUGUUGCAAAAAGCGAAAAAUAAAGCAACUUCAAGCCUUCAAAACGCGUCUUGGUACAUAAGAAAUCAUGUCAAAUUACAUGCGGGCACAAAGUUUGGUCCUUAUACGAAAAUAAUAUGAAAUAAAAAAUUUGGGUGAUUCAGAAAAGUGCCGGCAAAAUAAAAGAGUUUGCGACGUACUGUGGCCAAGAUCAGGAAGCAAGCAACACUUUCACCUUUACCGGUAACCCUUUAACUCCCAAGAUCUCAUUAGUAAUUCUCCUGACUGUCUGCCAUAUUGUUCUAUAGAAGUUAGUUUGGGGAAUUUGGUAAUGGUCAAGUAAUAAUCCCUAAUUAAAUUUUUCUUAUUCUCAUUACUUGUCUGCUUGAUAUUGUGUUGAUAUUGUAUUGAUAUUGUAUUGAUAUUGUAUUGAUAUUGUAUUGAUAUUGUAUUGAUAUUGUAUUGAUAUUGUAUUGAUAUUGUAUUGAUAUUGUAUUGAUAUUGUAUUGAUAUUGUAUUGAUAUUGUAUUGAUAUUGUAUUGAUAUUAUAUUGAUAUUGUAAGGAGAAUUCUGUCUUGGUCACUCAUGGGAGUUAAAGGGUUAACCCCCUGUUACUAUCCAGUAUCCCAAGUGAUCUUGUGUUGUACUUUCAUGAUCUCAGAGUUAGUCUUCACUUUAUAUUGAAAAAAUUUAAUAAAUACAAGAAUAAGUAACCCUUUUUCGAAAUGUUUUUUACCCAGUAAAUCAUUUCUUUCUUUGUUUAGAGUGGCAUUAUCAUUGUUGACGAAUGUAAACUUGCCGUGGCAGGUAAUUUUGGGACUAAAGCAGCCUCCUUCUCAUGUGCCGCAGCACGGCAGUCUUCAAAUUAAAGAUGAAUCGGAAAAUUACAGGUACAUUUUUAUGUAAAUGCACACCAUCAAGAAUAGGCAGAGUGGCUGAGUACUUAGGGCACUGGCCACCUGCUUAGGGACUUGCCAAGUGCUUAGGGACUUGUCAUCCGGUUGUCCCAGGUUGUAGUUCUCCACUCUGCUACUCACUGGAUUUGUUUUCAGUUGCACUGUGUUCCACUCGUUGACUUUGCUCUGUUUAAAGUCAAUUUGUCUGCCUUUUACGAGUUGCGGUUCUUAAAAACUGUGUUGACGUUUAUUUACUAUGUUUAUUUACUAUGUUUAUUUCCAAUUUGUUUGAAUUAAUUAUUUCUAAAAUUUGUAAGCAAAUUGAGAAUAAAGAAAUAUAUCAUACGAACUGUUAAUAGUGUUAUUAUUAUUGUUAUAAUUAAUUGUUAUUAUUAUUGUUAUUAUUAAUCAUCAUCAUCAUCAUCAUCAGAGCUUUAGGUAUUUAUAAACGGGUCAAUAUAUGCAAUAAUUUUAGUAUAGUGGGUGACCUUUAUUGUAAGAAGUUUUUGACAUGUUCUUGACCCCAAGCAGUGUUUUUUUUUGUCAGAUUACUUAUGUCAAACUGCAGUUGGAGCUCUCAUUUCUGGGAGUCAAAGGGUCAACUGUAAUCUUGAGGGCUAGAACUUCCUGAUCAGUGCGCUUUGAUCACAAGUGUUCACUUUUGCAGUACUUGACCUAUACAUAAUUCUAGAUUUUAACUUACUUUUUAAAUUCACAAAAUUGUUUAUGGAAUGUUUUCGUGUUUGUAAUAAAAAGUGAACUGCAAAUAGCAACACCGGGUUUUUUGUUUUGUUUUGUGUUUUUUUUUUGCUCCUUGCAUUUGACAGGCCCUCUUCUUCUCGGUGGGCCCGUGCAGCUACCAAUUAAAUUCUCAGUCCUCUACAAACAUUUUGCUGGCUGCAUCAGAAAUGUUUACAUCAAUCACGAGUUCUUGGACCUCAGUCAGCCAUUGUACAACAACGACGGAACCAGUGCUAAAUGUAAAGCAAUGGGCAACACGUGCGCAUAUAAACCUUACGGGCGAGGCACGUGUUUUUACAUACUUGGUUCUCACCGGUGUGACUGUCCCACUGGGUUUGAUGGAAGUCGCAGUGAAACAGGUAUUGAAUUUUAUUUUUUUUACGAAUAUGUAAUGUUCUUCGCACUUACUAUAGUUUGAAGCGUUCGGAAGAGUACGGAAUCUUCUGAAAUCUUUUCAGAUGCUUAGUAUCUAAGAUGCAGACAACAGUUCAUGAGUUGUGCAUGAUAAAGGACACCUUAUGAGCAUUUAAAUGUAUGCGGUUCUUUGUUAUGAAAAAUAUAUAGUCGGGUUUAUCUGAUUUAGUGGAUCUUCAAUUAAUAAAUGCACGAAUUUAAUCACCGGUAUUUUCGCCUUGAAUUAUCGAUCCAUACCAGAUUUUGACCCGACAGUUCUGAGAAAAAACCAAAAAAUCAGUUUUACUGUACAUCCGACGAAGAUCUGCAGGUUUCAAAAACCCUGUGAACAAUCCUCAGAGUUGAAAGAUUCCCUUCCUUAAUGUUAAGGGCCGAGUUCCUCAAAUACUGUCUUCUGUUGUGUCAGCAAUUUCUGUUUCUUAACCCUUUCACUGCUAAGAUAUCAUUGUUAAUUCUCCUUACUGUCUGUCAUACAAUUCUUAUGAUGUUAGUUCUGAGAAUUUAGUAUUGGAUCAAUUAAUAAUUCUCUAAUUGAUAUUUUUUCUUCAUUCUCGUCAAUUGUCUGCUUGAUAUUGUUUUGCCAUUGUAAGGAGAAAUUAUGUCUUGGUCAUUUAUGGCAGGUAAAGGUUGUUGUAACUCAGGUUAAUUAAUUUCCUAAACCCUUUAACUCCUUGAUCAAAUUUGUAAUUCUCCUACUGUCAACCAUACGAUUCUUACGAUGUUAGUUCAGAGAAUUUAGUAUUGGAUCAACUAAUUAUUCCCAAAUUGAUGUUUUCUUUAUUCUCAUCACUUACCUGGUUGAUAUGGUAUUAAUAUUGUAAGGAGAAAUACUCUCUUGGUCACUCAUGGGGAGUUAAAGGGUUAAAUUGGAGAGAAAUUAUCCAGGCCUCCAGUCAGCGUUGAUUUUCUGGGAUUCGCAUUACCCUAAAAUACCCCAACUAAGGAGAACGUCAAUUUCUUAUCACGGGUUCUUUGAUGUAAAGUAUUCAUACAAACUUCCUUGUUCAACAGGUGUGAAAUACACUAGGAGAUUCUCAAGACGGAGUUUUAAGAGGGUGCCUGCCAACUCAAAGGUCAAUCUUCUGUGGAGUGUUUCAAUGAGAUUCCGCACAGCUAAGCCAUCAGGAACUCUGUUUGAAAUCUCUUUUUCGUCAUCAUCUUCGGUGCCGGAGGUAAGUUAUGUAAAUCAAGAUACAUUUUUAAAAGCCAUUGAACGUUGAUAUACUUACGUGAACUUUGUUUCUAUUUCAGUUGGUUGAUGGUAAACUGUCGCACAACUACAAAGAGUUGUUGGUUCUCCAAUUGCCUCACAUAGCAGUGAAUGAUACCCAGUGGCAUCACAAGUCAAACAUGAAUUAUCAAAAGAUGUAUUUGAAAUGUCGUCAGAAGAAUUGUAAUCUAUUCCAUUGGUGGCGUUACAAACCCUUCAGGAAAACACAGCAAAUUCUGUGUGCUGACAUGGAAUGACAUUUUUUGUCGUAGAUAGACGACGUCAUCUUACACUGCCCUUAUUUUAAAUUGUAGAAGAAGGAGUAGAUGCAUAGGCUGAAAAAUUUUCGGACAAUAAAUGGCGAAGUUACGCCUAAGAACUUAUGGGUUUUAAACCUCAUGAACUCGAUGCCUUAGAACAAGGGGAUCUUAGAGAUUUUCUAACAUUUAUAUCAAUUUUAAGUAAAAUGGUAUAAUUCGCGUUUUUCAGAGCGUAGAUUUAAGGAAGGCAUAUCCACAGAUGAAGAACUGUUCUUAUUAGCUCAGGAAUUAGCCAAAGAAGAUCCUAAAAAAAGUGGAAGAAUUUUUCACGAUUUUAUUUCAAAAAUGAAUUUUGUAAAUUUUUUAAUUUUUCAAUAGGUGAGCUUUCUGAAGAAGAGCAUGCACAUAUUGCGCAGAGGAUUGGAUUAUCGUUGUUUAGGAAGUUAGCUCCACGAUUAGGCCUAACUAGUAGUGAAUUAGAAUGUUCAGAAAAC